Molecule: messenger RNA, 2746 nt
Organism: Aspergillus saccharolyticus JOP 1030-1
Lineage: Eukaryota; Fungi; Ascomycota; Eurotiomycetes; Eurotiales; Aspergillaceae
Product: putative C6 transcription factor
Exons: 4
Coding region: 278-2647 (789 amino acids)
Biological process (GO): regulation of transcription by RNA polymerase II; DNA-templated transcription
Cellular component (GO): nucleus
Molecular function (GO): RNA polymerase II cis-regulatory region sequence-specific DNA binding; zinc ion binding; DNA-binding transcription activator activity, RNA polymerase II-specific
Source: RefSeq, a predicted model, not a curated record
GGCCUACCAGACCAGCGGCAAAACGAAGAGCAUUACAGAUCCAUCUAGGUUGGGACUGCUAGUGGCAUAGAGGAUGUUCGUCGACAACUAUCAUCGCAGGUCAUCCUAUGUUUGGACACUGACAGGCCACUUCAGUCCGCUGCGAUACUCAAGACUAUCCGGGGAUAGUUAGCGCAAUCACGCGGGGUCAGCUUAGUCUCAUCUCCUCCAUCUGCCAGCUCCUGGUUAUCAAAAAGAAAAAGAAAAAAAGUUCAACCUUGGUCUGGUCAGUUCUGCCAUGGAUGGAGAUCAACCUCAGUCGAACCCAUCCGGCCCAACUUCACCGGCCAAAUCGCCCGCCCGACGACGCAGACCGCCAUUGUCCUGUACCAUCUGCCGGCGCCGCAAGCUGAAAUGCGACCGCGCGCUGCCAUGCGGACAAUGCGUCAAGUCUAAGACCCCCGAUCAGUGCGUAUAUGUCGGACAUCAACCUUCCAAGUUUGAGGCACGUCGUGGAGAUAAUGCGCCGCCAGAAGGCGCACGUGUACCGACCAGUAAACCUAGUCCCGCACAUGGGGGGUUAUAUGUGUUCGACUCCAAGCGUCAGUCAUCGGCGAACAGGAUCACCAAACCCAAAGCGCGCUCGGACGAGCUGCACGAGCUGCGCAACCGCGUGCAGUUCCUGGAGGCGGCGCUAUCCAAGACUGGUCCGAUCCACACGCCCGAGAGCUUGGGAUAUGACGCGCAGUCGGAGGCUGCGGUGCGCACUGCGCCAGAAGCUCAGAAUCUGACGGACAAUGUCAAAGAACUCUGCUCGCGGUCAUGCUUUCGCGGGAAGAAGAGCAGGACGCGCUACUGUGGGCGGUGCCAUUCGGCCGUCACUCUAUCCUUUUUCGAAGAUGUCACGGUCUUCAUGCGAGGACAUCGCAGUAACUUGAAGCGCAACCCCGACUACAAGGAAUUCAAGAGUUUCAAGGGCGAGAUGUGGGCUCGCGAGAGACAGGAUCACCAACGUGCCUUUCGCAACAAGUCCUGGAAUCUGGAAGAGAUGGUCCCACCACGGCACGUUGCCGAUGAGCUUGUGAAUUUGUACCUGUCGACUUUUGAGAUGACCUACCGCAUCCUACAUGUGCCGACCUUUCUCGAGCAGUAUGAAGCUUACUGGACGGCUACAGGUCCGCGAGACCGGUGCUUCGUUGCUAAGCUUUUAGCUUUGAUGGCUGCCAGCACUUGUUUUCUCAGCCCAACAACUAAGAUUGAUGGUCGGGAAAAGCUGCACGAUGCCGCUGCAGAAUGGAUUGCGGGAGUCCGUUCCUGGAUCGCCCUGACUUUGGUCAGCUCAACCAUUGAUUUCAACAUCUUACAGAUUGAGUGCCUUGUUUUAAUCGCACGGCAAGCGGACGCUAUCGACGGAGACAUCGUCUGGAUUUCUUCCGGCUCACUGAUUCGCAUUGCAAUGACAAUGGGACUACAUCGAAGUCCCUACCGGUUCCACAAGAUGACCAAAUUCUGGGCUGAGAUGCGGCGGCGACUCUGGGCCACGAUUGUGGAGCUGGAUUUACAGUCGUCAAUCGACAAGGGAAUGCCUCCUAACUUGGAUCUGGAAGAAUUCGACUGUGAAGCACCAUCGAACCUUGACGACUCUCAACUAACCGAAAACAUGACGGACGAUCCGGUCCCGAAGGACUUAGGGACGUUCACGCGCAGCACCUUCCAAGUUUUACUGCACCAGACCCUGCCAUUGCGAGUGCACAUCGCCAAAGCCAUCAACACGCUGAGAUUCACACUCUCAUACGACGGCGCUCUGCGGUUGAGCGAAGAGAUAAACCAUUCGAUGCAAGAAGCCGCGGGCAUAUUUCAUCGCAUGAGAGCUGCGACUUCGCCCACAGCCGAAAACGAUUCUUCUUUCGCACAGUCAAUGCUGGUCUUCUUGCUGCGGCGAUCUCUUCUUGUGCUCAAUCGUCCGUUUGCCCUGAGCAUCCUCCGGACGCCGAAAUUCUCCUAUUCCCGCAAGAUCUGUCUGGAAUCGGCGCUGCAAAUGCUCUCUUACCUCGAGCCAUCUGCGGAGGCGCAGGCGUUGCCUCAGCUCGCCCAGCUCAGUGGUGGGAUGUUUCGUAAUGAGUUUCUCCACGCGGCUCUGACGGUGUGCGUGGAGUUGUACCUGCAGUCGUGCGAACUCAGUCUCCCGCAAUCCUUGCCUAUGGGCCCGUCGAGUACGCUGACAUCGUUCAACGAUCUGGUGCGCUCUCAGCAAGAAGUGAUGUUGCAGGCCGUGCAGCAGACGAUCGAGACGUUUGGGAGCCGGAGGGGCCCGAGCGGUAAGGGCUGCAAGGGGUUCUUCUUCUUGACCAUGGUUUUGGCGUCUGUCAAGGCCCGGGUCAACGGACAGGACCCUCAGAAGAUGAUCGAGCAGGAUGUUGCUGUUUGCAUGCGACAGUGCGAACAGGUGAUGCGGGGGACGCCAUUGGCUGAUGUACGGAACCGCGAUCAGACGGGUAGCUCCACUACGGCCACUGCAGAUUCCUCGUCGGUGGAGGCUACGGCGCCGGUUGACUUCGACCCUGCCUCUUUUGGGCUGGACGCUCCGCUUGAUUUCGGGAACUUGUUCGACAUGGCAGACUUCGGGGUGUCGGAGCUGUGGGAUCGAGAUUUCUUUGCCAGCUUCUAGUAGUGACAUUGGCGUUGGUUGGUUUCGGGUAUACCAUUGAUGAGCAUGUGUGUGUAUGAAGCGUAGAACGUAUCUCUUCUCAAUAUACAGAAGAUAAUC